Messenger RNA from Apis florea (little honeybee), 2788 nucleotides. RefSeq names its product Spaetzle domain-containing protein 3 (gene spz3). The record is from RefSeq and is a predicted model, not a curated record. Lineage: Eukaryota; Metazoa; Arthropoda; Insecta; Hymenoptera; Apidae. Gene Ontology annotation, biological process: central nervous system formation; innate immune response. Gene Ontology annotation, molecular function: growth factor activity; Toll binding. Gene Ontology annotation, cellular component: extracellular region.
GAAGCGAAUCGUGCGAAACGAUGGAAAAUGGCGGGAAAACAGCUUUCGAACGAUGAAGCGAAUGCUCCAUUAAACGAUCAUCAACCGAAGACAAAAAGGUGAAGGAAGGAUGAAAAGGUAGGGGGUAUCGAGACAGAAGAGAGGGACACGACAAGGAGCGGAAAGCGAGAGAGAAAGCUCGCAGUCGACGCUAUUCUUCAUGAACGAGGGACACCUCUCUUUAUCCCCAUUCCGCGACGAGUUGGUUAAAACAGCUUCUCCUUCAGUUGUCGCUCGCCAACCCAGCGUUUCGCGCGGUGUCACGCACGCCUCUCGGCGAUUUCGGCGACGAGCCGAGCAACCACGUGUUUCGUUCCCUCUUCUCAGACCGCUUCUGGAUUUCUUCCUCCUCCAUCUUCCGAGAUUCACGCGUAACUUUUCUCGUCGAACAUCAAACACAAAACAAUCGAUAGUAAAGAUACGAAAAGUGAAAGCGAACAGAUGAGAUUUUGUGUUUCGGUGCGUGCCCAGACCGUCGUGUGCUUCCGUUCUGCUCGCCGGCCUCUUUCCGAAAUUCCGAAACGGUGAACGGAUCGUUGUACCGAUAUCAGACUAAAAAAAAAAAGCAAGUAAAAAUGUCACUGGUCAACUUUACCUUGCCGUAUCAAUCGGCGACGCCUACACCGUUCUUCUACGACGGGCAAAACGGAGGGCAAUCGACGGUGAACAACCUUCGCCUGAACGCCGUGCUUCCUCCCGCGCCAGCUCGAAAUUUCAACGAGCAGGAGCCGUUCCAAAACGAGCCCUACAUACCGCCGAUCGGUUACCAAAACCAGCAACAGCAAAGGCAACGCCAAUCGACGUUCAAUCGACAAAGGAAUGGAAAUCCGUACGUCGAGCACUCGUCCUUUUCCUCGACUCAGGACACGAGAUACGCGAACUACAAUCAAGAUUUCAGGAGGACGCAGCCGAGGCAACAGACGAGAGCCAGCGCGCCGCCAUUGGCGCAACAGCAACGGGCAACCGUGGAAAAGGAACAAGAGAACUUCAGAACGUCGAGAAUGCCGGAACAGGAAAGCUAUCCUGACAGACCUAAUGGGUAUACGAGAGUAAACGGGGAAAGUGGACCUGGUACAAAAACUUCGAUUCACGCUGUUUUAGACUAUGAUGACGACUUCGAGGAUUACUACGACGACAAAGAUCCAGAGAUACCAAGGGAUGCGCACGUCACGCCCAUUCAAGGCCCAAUUUUUUUAAAGAACGGCUCGGUCCCCGUAGUGCCACUGUAUUCUUAUCCGCAACUAAACAAUGGUACUUACGUACAAAUUCCGAUUCUUUGGACCGCACUUUCCGUCGCUCUGGGUGUCGAAUUAAGAGGAGACUUGGUACGCGGGGUACCGUGCAUUAAAAAAUAUCACCAGCUGUUCUGUCCAACUGCUGGAAACACAUAUCCCAUAGAGCGGAUAGAGCGUUUCAUCGACGAAAACAAGGCGUUAAUGAAGAGAAUGUAUGGUGACUUCGAAAUGAGUUCGGGAUACGGGUCACCAACGAGAGAGACUGGCCAUCAUCGUACACGUAGAAGAAGAAAAAGUAGAGAAGCUGUGAAACACGAUAUACCUGAUGGUGGACCCAAUUUCCGGGACGAAUUGGAUCCGGAAAUCGAGGCUAAUGGUGACUCAUUUUUCGCCAAUGUGAGAAAGACUAGAAACCCUAGACAGUCUCCUGGAAAGAAUCAUAAAGACAGCGGCAGAAUCGAUGCAUGCGAGUCCAAGGUGGAAAUAGUGACGCCCUAUUGGGCGAGCAACAGUGCUGGAAAGAUUCGUGCCAUCGUGAACACGCAGCACUUUGAGCAAGCCAUUCACCAAGAAGUUUGCUCGAAAACCCAGACGAAUCGGUGCACUGGCGACUGUGGCUGCGAGCAAAAAUACAAAUGGCACAGAUUGCUCGCCUACGACCCUGAUAACGAUUGCAAAGGUAUCUUUAUGGAUUGGUUCCUCUUCCCUUCUUGCUGUGUGUGCAGAUGCGAGCCGGUUGCUAACAAAUUUCCAUCGUCGAAUAAUCGAAAUUAAAGAUACUUCUUGACGUGUGAUUUGAUUGAAAUUUAUAAAAAAGAAAAAAAAACUGGAAGAGUAUAUACAGUAGUAGGAUACAUAUUUGCCAUUUUCUUUCGUGUACAUUUCAUCACUGAGAUCCUACAUAUUUAUGAGUGAUAUAUGUGAUUAGAAAGUAUUGGAGAAUUAUUCCUUAUCAUAUAUUACUAAGGAAUAAAUAAACUAAUGGUAUAUAUCUAUAGGUUAUAAAUUAGAUUAUUAGAAUUUGCAAUACUUAUCGAUACUAUGUGAUAUUAUAUAUUGCAUCAAUAUUAGUUGCAAGAAUUAAUAUUGUUUACUAGUUUAGUUUAAUAAUUCAUUCGAUAUUCUUAUUGUAUUCAAUGAUACGUAAGAGAUAAUAUAAAAUUGGAGCAAAAUACAAGGAAAGGAUAACAAGCAACUAUAAAAACCAUAAAGAAGAUCUAUGUCUUCUAGUAAAUGUUCUUUAAAUAAUUCGAUAUUCUUUUCGAUUUCAACUUGCCAGAAAAAAUUUGCUCAUUUUUUUCUGAUUUUUGCAAUCUUUUGUUGUACGAAACUCAAUGCUCUUGAAUCAAUUUAAAUUUCAAGCAUAUCAAAUCAUUAUGCAGCACAUUUCACAAAUGUGAAAAACAAGAAAAAUUCAUUUCAUGAUACUUUUAUACGUUUUUCUUUUUUUUAUAAGCAAAAUAAUUAUUAAUUUCGAAAAGAGGCUUUUCUGCUGCGCGACUUUCGUUUUUCAU